AGCUCACCGAUCGUAACGCGACGAGGCGCUCAACAGGCCAAAAUACAAACGCGUGCUAUGGUCAAGUCGAAGUCAGCGUCGUCGUCGUCGUCGUCGACAGCGACGUCGCUGAACGCGGCGGCUGGGCCGAACGCCAAUGGAAGCGCCGGCAGCUGUGGGCCGCGCAAAACAAGUCCAGCGCUCCAGGAGGCGAAACGUCGCGCGCGGAACAUGCUGAAAUCGCAGAGCAACGGACUAGGCUCCCAGCUGGAGCCAAUUAUCGAUAUCUUUCAGAAUGCUGUCAAUGCCAAGAGCAUGCAUCGCGGAGCCACAGCGCUCAUCUAUGACGAGUCCAUGAGCGAGCAUUGUUGCCUGUGGGAUAGCACACAUCAGGAGCGGCCCGAACGCUUUACGCGCACCAUGGAGCGGUGCCGCGAACUGAACCUCGUGGAUCGCUGCCUGCAGCUGAAGUCCCGUCUGGCCACCAAGGACGAAAUCCUUAAGCUACACUCAAUAGAGCACUACGAGCGACUGGAGCAGACGUCGGGCGUGCGCAACGAAGAGGCUAUGGAGGAACUGAGCUCCCACUAUGACGCCAUUUACAUACAUCCGUCCACGUUCAAGCUGUCGCUAUUGGCCAGUGGCUCGACCAUUGAGCUGAUCGAUCAGCUGCUGCUGGGUAAGGCACAGAAUGGCAUGGCCAUAAUCCGACCGCCUGGCCAUCAUGCCAUGAAGUCGGAGUUCAAUGGGUAUUGCUACUUCAACAACGUCGCAUUGGCCGCACAGCACGCCCUCGAGGCGCAUCAGCUGCAGCGCAUCCUGAUUAUCGACUACGAUGUGCAUCAUGGCCAGGGCACGCAGCGUUUCUUCUACAAUGAUUCCAGAGUUUUGUAUUUCUCCAUACAUCGCUAUGAGCACGGCAGCUUUUGGCCCAAUCUUCAGGAGUCGGACUACCAUGCCAUCGGCUCCGGUCCCGGCACUGGCUACAACUUCAACGUCCCGCUGAAUGCCAAGGGCAUGGGCAACGGCGAUUACUUGGCCAUCUUCCAGCAGCUGCUGCUGCCGGUGGCCAUGGAAUAUCAGCCCGAGCUGAUCAUUGUCUCCGCUGGCUAUGAUGCCGCCUUGGGCUGCCCGGAGGGCGAGAUGGAGGUGACGCCGGCCUGCUAUCCGCACUUGCUCAAUCCGCUGCUGCAUCUGGCCAAUUGCCGUGUGGCUGUCGUCCUGGAGGGCGGCUACUGUGUCGAGUCGCUGUCCGAGGGCGCCGCCUUGACGCUGCGUGCGCUGCUCGGGGAUCCCUGUCCGCCGCUCGUCGAACGGCUGGAGCUGCCCAGCAUGGAGCUGCGCGAAUCGGUGCUCAACUGCAUCUAUGUGCAUCGACCGUACUGGCGCUGCCUGCAGCUGCAGCAGACCUACACGCCCGCCGACUUGGAGUCGGAGAGCGCGGCAACAGCUCAGUUGCAUCGCGUCAAGCGGAUUUGGCUGGGCGGCCCGCCUCCAGAGCCGGAUCAGCGUUAUCCCACACGCGGCACCUCCGCUCAGCUGCCCGAGGACGUAGUCGCUCGCAAUGCCGCCCGCCUGUCCGUGCUGCGCGCCGAGACGCAGCUGUCGGUGCCAGCGAUACGGGUCUGCUAUGCCUACGAUGCCCAAAUGCUGCAGCACUUCAACUUGCACGACGCCACGCAUCCGGAGCAGCCGAUGCGCAUACGGCAAAUCCAUCAGAUGCACGAUGACUACCAGCUGCUGGGGCGCAUGCAUCAGCUGUCGGCGCGCGCCGCCACCACGGACGAGGUGUGCCUGGCCCAUACGCGGGCCCACGUCAACUCGGUGCGCCGCCUGCUGGGCCGCAGCGUCGAGGAGCUGCAGCAAAUGGGAGCCGGCUACAAUUCGGUGUACCUGCAUCCGCGCACCUUCGAGUGCGCCACCCUCGCCUCCGGCUCGGUGCUGCAGGCUGUCGACAGUGUCCUGCGCGGGCAAUCGCGCAGCGGCAUCUGCAAUGUUCGACCACCCGGCCACCACGCCGAGCCGGAUCAGCCGCACGGCUUCUGCAUAUUCAACAACAUAGCCAUUGCCGCCCAGUAUGCCAUACGGGAAUUCGGCCUGGAGCGCAUCCUGAUUGUCGACUGGGAUGUGCACCACGGCAAUGGCACACAGCACAUCUUCGAGUCGAAUCCCAAGGUGCUCUACAUAAGCAUCCAUCGGUACGAGCACGGCGCCUUCUUUCCCAAGGGUCCAGCGGGCAACUACGACAUGGUGGGCAAGAAUGCGGGGCGUGGCUUCAAUGUGAACAUACCCUGGAACAAGAAGGGCAUGGGAGAUCUGGAGUACGCGCUGGCCUUCCAGCAGCUCAUCCUGCCCAUUGCGUACGAGUUCAAUCCGCAGCUGGUGCUCGUCUCGGCCGGCUUCGAUGCGGCCAUCGGUGAUCCUCUGGGUGGCUGCAAGGUGACGCCCGAAGGCUACGGCCUCUUCACCCAUUGGCUGUCCGCGUUGGCCGGCGGCCGGAUCAUAGUGUGCCUGGAGGGUGGCUACAACGUCAAUUCCAUAUCGUAUGCCAUGACCAUGUGCACCAAGACGCUGCUGGGUGAUCCGGUGCCGACGCCCCAGUUCAUCCCAGCCGCCCAGCGAUCGGCCACGGUGGCCUUCCAGAGCUGCGUGGAAACGCUGCAGCUGUGCGUGGAGCAGCAGCAUCAGUAUUGGAAGUCCUUGGUCUUUGGCUGCAAGCUGCCGCAGUGUGUGCUGGGCGAGAAUAAUAACGAGGAUUUUCUUGCUGCUACAAUGAGUCAGCUAAGCAUCUCAAAUGACAAUGCACUGGGCGCAGUCGGCGGCGAUGCCAGCCAACAGCCCGAUCCCGGCCAGGAUCGGCCCAGUGGCAGCAAGCCCAAAGUCAAGGUAAAAACGCUCACCGAGUUUAUGGCCGAGCACAAGGAGGCGCUCGAGCAGCAGGAAAUGUUUGCCAUUUAUCCGCUCAAAAGCUGUCCACACUUGAGCCAGUUGCGCCCGGAGCAGGCGCCCAAAUCAAUAAACACGAGCGGCGCAUGCGGCGACUGCGGCUCAACGGUGGAGAAUUGGAUGUGCCUGAGCUGCCAGAGCAUCGGCUGCGGUCGCUACAUCAAUGAGCACAUGGAGCAGCAUUGCCGGCGCGCACAGCAUCCGCUGGUGCUGAGCUUCAGCGAUUUGUCCGUGUGGUGCUACGAGUGCAACAACUACAUCGACCAUCCGCUGCUCUAUGUCUAUCAGAAUCUGGCGCACGUGGACAAGUUUAAGGAGCCAAUGCCCUGGACGCACGGCUGCCAGCAGCGCACCGAUGGCUGCUACCCGAUCCAACUGGAUGCAGCUGGCAGCAACAAGCAGAACAACAACAACAACAACAACAAUCAUGGGGCCAGCGGCUGCAGCUCCAAUGCGAACACCAACAAUGACGACGACAGCGGCAGUGGCAGUGGCAGUGGCAGUGACGGUGUCAGCUACUACAUUCAAUUGGAGCGAAAUAACUGACAUUUGGUGGUGCGUGUGCUGGACGCCAUUACGGAUUACAUGUGCACGCUCUGUCCGCCCCUGCGACACGUCUUGCAGCUGUUCAUGGAACACAUGUGGCCGCUGCUGGAGCGCAUUUACCUCAAGCUGAUCCAAUACUUCCUCACCCAAUGAGGCAGCCGUCAGCCAUGACAACUACAAGCAGCAAGCAGCAUUUUGUAGCCUGUAGUCCGCAUCCAGCUCAGAGUACCU
This is a messenger RNA of Drosophila arizonae, 3702 nucleotides long. RefSeq names its product histone deacetylase 6 (gene HDAC6). NCBI's taxonomy places the organism in Eukaryota, Metazoa, Arthropoda, Insecta, Diptera, Drosophilidae. Gene Ontology annotation, biological process: epigenetic regulation of gene expression. Gene Ontology annotation, cellular component: histone deacetylase complex. The record is from RefSeq and is a predicted model, not a curated record. Gene Ontology annotation, molecular function: histone deacetylase activity; zinc ion binding.